Molecule: messenger RNA, 1428 nt
Organism: Nicotiana attenuata
Lineage: Eukaryota; Viridiplantae; Streptophyta; Magnoliopsida; Solanales; Solanaceae
Product: heavy metal-associated isoprenylated plant protein 3-like
Exons: 4
Coding region: 174-1190 (338 amino acids)
Molecular function (GO): metal ion binding
Source: RefSeq, a predicted model, not a curated record
CCCCUUCCAACAAGAAAAACUGAAGAAAAAAAAUGUGUUCUAUUCCUAUUAAAAUACUUGUCCUCAAAUAAGUACACUAAUUAGGAAACUGAACUAACUCAUUGUCUAUAUAUUGUCCACUUUGCUUCUAGUUUCUCUCUUACAUACCAUUCUACUAUUAAUAAUUCCUUUCAAUGACCAAAAUUACCAACUCUAGUAUUCCCUUAAUUCAGCCUCUAAAAAUUCUCCAGUUCCUUAAAAAAGAAGUAAUCAAAGCCAAAGGAGUAGAGAAGAAGAAUGACGCCGGAGAGAAGACCGCCGGCGGUGGCGAUGCCGCCGGAGAGAAGACCACCGGCGGUUUCAGUGACGCCGGAGACGAUGAGCUUGCUACCAUCCUGUUAAAACUCGAUUUGCAUUGUGAAGGUUGUGCCAAGAAAGCCAAACGUUCAAUUCGCCGAUUUGAAGCUGUGGAAGACGUAAAGGCGGAUUACACCAGUGGGAAAUUGACGGUAAAAGGGAAUGUGGACCCCUUAUGGCUCCAGGAGAUGGUGGAAAAUAAGACCAAGAAGAAGGUGGAACUCCUCUCUGCUCAGCCCAAAAAGGACGGUGGCGCCGGCGGCGACGACGGAGAUAAAAAAUCCGAUGACAAAGUUGAGAAAAAGGCCGAGGAGAAGAAAGGGGAAGAUAAAAAGCCCAAGGAGCCUCAAUUUAACACGGUGGUACUGAAGAUUCGGCUGCAGUGUGACAGGAAUGCACAAAAAGCAAAGCGAAUUAUAAAGAAAAUCGAUGGAGUGGAAGAAGUGAGUAUAGCUCUAGAAAAAGAUAUGGUGACAGUGAAGGGAACAAUGAACGUAAAGGAGCUAACAUCAUCAUACUUGAAAGAUAAAUUGAAGAGGAACAUAGAUGUUGUUAUUACACCAAAGAAAGAUGGUGAAUCAAAAGUGUCAAGUACAGAGCUGAAAGAGCAAAAGACAGAGGUGAUUAACAAAAUGGAAUACUAUGGCCACAGUAAUCCAAAUACGUACUACGCAAUGCCAAUGUACAAUCACAAUUACAUGGAUCAAGAUUAUGGCUUGGCAAUGCACAAUCCUCGAAUGGUUACAGGCCAAGAUUAUAUAUAUGAUCAUAUUGGUGGCUAUGUGCCCCCGCCAUUCUUAACAGCGCCUCAAAUGUUCAGCGAUGAAAAUCCUAAUGGUUGCUCUCUUAUGUGACAAGACGACGACGACAACAACAACAAUCCAGUAGAAUCAUACUAGUGGGGUCUGGGGAGGGUAGAAUGUACGUAUACCUUACCCCUACUCGGGAUAGAGAGGCUGUUUCCGGGAAACUCUCUUAUGUGACAAGAUUACAAUAUAAGUUCAGCUCAAAUGUAAAUAAGCCAAAUACAUAUACGCACCAUUAAAUUUGGCCCAAUUUUUCAUUUCGGCAUUUUAACUCAGCCUUGUUUUA